UUUAACCCUUGUGGUCUCAGAACACUUCCGUGACAUAUGUAAUUGUUGUUACAUAUCCACUAAUCUGACUCUGCCAUAUAGGAUAUAUUAUGCACAUCUUUUUGAGUAAUUUAAGUUAUUACUUCGGGUAGCCAUUCACAAGUUAGUGUGAUCUCUGCAAAGAGAUACACACAGUCUAAAAGGAUUGGCUGAAUAGAUUUCAGGAAUUUACACUAAGAAACAAGUGGGAUAACUGCUUCUCUCAUCAACCUGUUUACAGUGAAAAUAUUUGGUUAGCUGUGUUAUUUUUGGGUAAACCUCCACAUUGGAACUAUUAACCCACUUAAGUAAACUAGUUUUAAAAAGUGACCACUGUUUACUUGAAUUAAUCUGGAAUUUAAGGAUUAUAUGUAUCAACUACUAGCUUUCGCCUAGACUUACUUGAUCUCCUAACUUCCAAAACAGAUAGUUCCUCUUACACUGGUUAACACAUGGUCAAGCCUAAUUCCUUUGUUCGAGCUGACCAUGCCAGCCUCCAGUAGCUACAGAUGUGUAUUGCCUCAGUGUAUGUAAGCAAGGUGGCAGCACAUCUGGAAUGGAUUAACUUCUCCUUGGCAUCUAUUGCCCCCAAUGACCCCUGCUGGUUAAUCCCAUCCUAUCAGCCCAGCCUCUAUCAAGUGGCUAAACAAGAUGGAGGCACCAGCAGUACACAGGCCAAAUGAAAACUUAGUACAUCAGCAACCACUUGUAACUGUUCUGAGUUUCUGUAUUUAGUUAUGCCUCAGUGAUUGUCCUAACACAACACAAUCCUCAGAAAUUAUAUAUCACUGCAGAUGCACAUAUACUGGAAUUUAUCAUACUUUUGGACUUAGACAUUUUGAGUCCAGUGAACAUGUUCUCUAUGGCCAGUCAGUAAGCAUUUGUUAUUAUUGUUGAUAGAUACAUAUAUAUAGAUAUUAACUUUGUAUAUACAGUUAAUAUGCAUAUGGGCUAUCGCGUGGUAAUAUUGUGUUUAGUUUAUAGAUAUUAUCAAAAUCCCCUAUCUGACAAGCAUGUUGAUCUUAUAUUGUCCCACUGAUGUAGACCUAGUCAAUUAUUGUUCCCUUAUGAGGAAUUGCAUACAUACAUUGAUAAAUGGUUAUCAUGUUUAAAUGUUUCCCUCAUAAUUUGUUAUUCUGUCUAAAUGCGUAAUUUGACAUUUUGACUACCUUAAGAACAAGGGUUACCAGCACAUACCAUACAAUGACAUGUCACAUGCAUCACAUAAAUGUGGUUAUCAUGCGUGACCCGUAUCAUUGUUCCUCAUGCGGUAACCGUUCUGGGUUGUACAAUAUGUAUACAGCCUCUAGUAUAAAAAUGUACCACUCAGAUUAUUAUUGUAUACAUUAGUCUACACUCUUGACUUGUAACCUGUAUGUUAAAUGAUCGAAAGAGUGAUUUAAGAAUGUUAUGUUUUGGUUGGAGGUGAAGGUCAGCUGGCAUAGACCAGCAUGUCUUGUUAUAUAUGAGAUAUGACCUGGCAUCAUAAAAUGCAUUUGUACCCAUCAUGUGGAUACACUGAGUCAUCUAAAUUUCUAAUGGGGGCCCGGCCCCUUAUUAGCCUGGCAACGUACUCGACAUUAUGUUUAGAUGCCUCUCUUAAACAGGAUACCGGUAACCCUGUGGCCCUUGGCCUCUCUUGUAUUGACUAUAUUGCAAUCAUUGUUAGCAUGAUGUCACUUGGUUUUCUAGAUGCCAUGCUUAAACGUCACAUGCAUUAUGGUCUGACUGUCAGGCUGACCUCUCAACUUCAACCUACCUUGACCUACAUGUAUGUGUACAGGUCGCUGUGUAUACAUGUGGACACACAUGUAACAUGUCUAUUAUAUAAUUGGGUUAAUACUCAUAUCCAACGCCUUAACUUGUUUAACUUACCUGUUAUGAUCAUAUGGCAUUUCUAUUAAGUCUUUGAAAGCUAAGUUCUAAAUUAUUUACUCAUUAAUACUUGAAAGCUCUAGUAGCUCUCCCCAUUCCCUCCAAGACAGCCGAGCAGUCAAGACGUGUUUUCCCAAGAUCACAGCCAGUCUUCAUUCAUACAUUUCACCCAGGUGCUGUACCGUCUUGACUGCCAGACGUUACUCUCUAGGCUGCUUCUCCUUGUAAGUCCCUCAGCGGGAACACUGUCCAAACUCAGAAGGAAGGAAGGAAGGAAGGAAGGGAAGAAACAUAUUUACAGAUACUCCUACUCUUAUACUGAUUACCUCUGUCUCACGUAAUAAAUUCCCAGGCUGUGGCAGUUGUGAAAACCCACCAGAGCAUUUGCGUUUCUUUGUCCAGCAUAUAUUUAAUACUUGUUUCCCCAAAAGCCAGUCACGUGUCCACCCGACAACGUAAGAUAGUCUCGCAGGUGAUUGAACCGCAGACAAACAGGUCUUACAUACAGAUGAUAUAGAAGUUGUAAAUCCAUUGGGAACACAUGUUGAGAAACACAAGCUGACCAUGUUCUGUGCCACUUUUGGAAAUAUACCACCAGAAUAUAGAUCAAAACUCAGUGCUAUGUAUCUCAUUUGUACAGCAAAGUCCGUCCCGCUUAAAACGCAUGGCAGUUUUCGUCUUCUUAAAGACGUUAUAGGCACGGUUACUAAACUUUCAAGUGGAGGAGUGACCAUUAAAGUGGAUGGACAAGACAAACUGAUUGAAGGAGCACUAAUUAUGCGUUUUGAGGCCAAGCAUGGCCACAUCACAUUUCAUAAAUGGACGAACUUUAAGAACCUGCCUCUCAGUUUAUCAAACCUUCACCAAAAAUGGUUGUGCUCCCAAAUGCACAAAUGCUGAUCCCAAAUGCUGACCCCUCUUGGGACUCAUCUAAUUUUUUUAUAUGCUGGAGAUCAUGUAAAAGGAGGAGAGGUCAUGAAAGUGAGAGAGUUGCCCAUUUUAACACAGCAACUUAUAGUCUUCUCAGAAAUCGCAACAUAUGAACAACUGUACAAAACCAGUGAAGUUACUGUCCAUGGUUGUACAUUCCGGGAAGGGUGUGUAGUUACUCUUGGGUAUGACAGUGAUCACUAUCCAUGCUUUGGAAUGGUAGAGAACAUCUUUGUCAGUGAGCAGAAGAAAUAUUUUCAGGUGCAAUUGGCAUUGGUGGUUGAUGUGUGUGAACAUGUUCUAUCUUAUGUCGUGGAAUUUGGAGACAGCCGUGCCAUUGUACUAUAUGAGCGUUUAUUCUGCAAAAUGCCUUUGUCAGUUCAUCAGUAUGCUUGAAGAAAUUGCAUUUUGAACAAGUAUGGAUAUUCUUCCUUCAACAUUCAGUAGGAGCACAUUUACAGUAAAUCUGAUUUCUAAUUCUGUUGUGUGGAUGGCUAUAGGUGAAGACUACUUUCAAACUCUGAUAGUGUAAUAAUACCAGACAGUACUAAGAUGAUUUAGAUUGGGAUCGCCUUGAGCCAUAUGUGUGCAAUCCAAAAUGACUACCACAUCAACAAACAACACAGAAUUUUAGGUGGGGGACAUAGCUCUGCAGUGAGGGCCGAUUUGUUUCACAUUUUUUUUCAUUUUACUCUUUCCUCAACACGUUGCAUUUUCUGAAGCCAAACGAUAACAUUCAAAUAUUUACAUCACAACACUUUCAGGAUAUUUUCUUUUGGAUUAUCAAAGUGCUCUUUUUUUAUAUAUCCACCUGCAGCUAACCUUGAGCUGGGUUCGACUUGUACAAAGCUCGUAUUGGAAGAAGAUGGCACUGAUAUUGAUGACGACGAAGUAUUGCUCGAGUACAAAACCAAAAGCCUGAAUGCAUUGGAAGAUGGAGAGGUGUGGAUGUCCGUAAACCAGAACAGUGGAAAGCCAUCUGAAGGUUCUCUGAGAGCUGAAUGAUCAACAGAAACCCAUGGACCUGUCAACUCAGCCUCACAAGGUACUCCACGAUCAUCUGCCAAAGAAAUGCAGAUGAUCCGGACAGUGUGCGACCAAGAAUACAUACAAGGUUAGAGUGGGCCAUGACGAUUGCUGAGGACAAAAAAUGGGCCAAUGGAUGAAAGUGACACUAUGAGGGGGAAAUACUGCUCAUUCAGCACCUUUGAGAAACUCGUCAUGAAGGAUCGCGGCAAAGGGAAGAAGUCUGUCCUGCCUUUCCAUUAUCCAGAUUCAGCAGUUGGAUACAGUCCCCGGAAAAACCUUCAGAGUGCUCCCUUGACACCUCGAUCUCUUAGGCUUUUCCUUGCAGGCGACACCUUCAAAUGUGCCUAUGUGUUGGCAGAUCAAGAGUUCAUACUUGCAAGCACCGAGAAUGUCUUCAACAUACUAACACUUCUCAUGGCUGUGCACUAUGUUUUUGAUAUGUCCUAUCCAGCAUAUAUUCCCCUUCCCUGGGUUAUACUACAACACUGGGUACUGGAGGACCCCUACACUGAGAAGAUUUGUUCUAACUGGAUAAAACUUUCAGAAAAAAGACGUUGUGGAGGUUACAGUGCCAUAAGGCGACGUCAUUCACGAGAAAAGUUACGAAAAACGGAUUUACGAAGUUUUAUGAAAGUGGCCCCGGGUACCCGUUUCACAAGGCGAACGUAUCUACCAUGGCGACGUAAUACUACAAUACUGGAUGCCACGGAAGAUUGGAUUACGUUAGACGCUAUGCAGAGAGCCACCCAAGCCGUUGCCCUUUUGUUUUUUCUGUCAUUUGCAGUUUUAGAUGCCAUUAAGUGCAGCUUCAGGACUGUGUCCGACAACAACACAUCAUACACCGAACACUUGUUUUACUGCGUCUCAGAAUGCUGUGGUGAUGCAUGCUGUCCUGCAAAGCCCUAUAUUUACGACACAAAAGUAACAGAACGAUUAGCUGCGGCUUUCGCCUGGGUGUUCAUUGCAGCCACUAUCGUGAUCGUGCUGUCCUGGACCAAUUUGAAUGAGCAUGUGGCUAGAUAUUUGCGACGCUGGAAGGUUACAAGGGAAACUGUAUCUUUGACGUCCGUUGAUAACAGCCCUCGGUCUAUCCCUAACUACGACAUUCCUUCGAUGGCACCCAACCUGUACACCCAGAUGCCAGUCCUAGUCCCCGCGACCACGAUCGACGCUAGUAAACACUUGGCACCAACAGACAAAACCAAUAAGUGUCUGAGCAACGAGGACAAAACUGCUCCUUUGACAAGCCCGCCAUCUUACCCUUCGGUUACGGGACAGCCGGAAACCGAAAACAAGUCUGAGCCUUCCAACUACCAUAGCACUUCAUCGGGUGAAAUGGUUGAAGGAGGCAAUACAGAAGCCGAAAUUGGAGACAGAAGUAAACUGUUACAGUAAUAUAACACGUAUGUUGAGAAUCGAACUUUCCUGUAAUAAAACUGUGU
Molecule: messenger RNA, 5294 nt
Organism: Liolophura sinensis
Lineage: Eukaryota; Metazoa; Mollusca; Polyplacophora; Chitonida; Chitonidae
Exons: 9
Coding region: 3982-5247 (421 amino acids)
Source: RefSeq, a predicted model, not a curated record